Messenger RNA from Pseudopipra pipra, 2365 nucleotides. RefSeq names its product UBX domain protein 10 (gene UBXN10). The transcript is spliced from 2 exons. Gene Ontology annotation, molecular function: protein binding. The coding region runs from base 72 to 941 and encodes 289 amino acids. Lineage: Eukaryota; Metazoa; Chordata; Aves; Passeriformes; Pipridae. The record is from RefSeq and is a predicted model, not a curated record.
AAGUGGCGCGGUCUCCAUGGCAACGGCGUCGGCCGGCGGGCGCGGGCGGGUCGGAACAGCCUGCAGGUGCAAUGGCCACAGUGGCUUUCCUGGACACAGCACUAGCUCAGCUCUGCUUCCCUCCGAGCACAGCCGCUCUCCUGUGGGCCAGCACUGUCACCAUGCACGUCACCAGGCCCAAAUCUGCCAAGGGACGCAGAAGGCCAAGCUUCAGCCACCCUCAGGAUGUGGAAGCCUGUCCAUGCCAAGUGCCUUCUUCCCCACCGGCAGCCUCUCCUCGGGGAUUAGCGAGCAGCCAGAGAGCACCACUCACAAAACUGGCGUUCCCACCCACUCAGGUGUCUCCUGAGGAAAUCCCGGAGCUCCUGCAGCAAGUGCCUCUGAAGACCUCCUCUUCCCUGAACAAGUACCGGGUGCUCCCCUCCAUUGGCUGGAAGGGCGUAGGGAGCAAUGCCAUGGAAGCGCUGGCUCAACAGACCGACCGGCUGGAAGUGAGUGAGGGGCAGAAGAACACUCUGAAAUUCAGCAAAACUCUGUCUGGAGAACAGGGAUCUGGCAGUACACUGUCAGGAAGCGAUGUUCCCGCUGAGGAGAGCUCCCACAUGCACUGUCCCCCUGAGAAGUGGGGAAGGAAAAUGAGGCAGGAGAGCCCUUCCAUGUCCCCUCUAAGCUUAGAAGAGCCCCACGUGCUGCUCGCGGUCCGGUCUCCCUCUGGCCAGAGGUUUGAGCACCACUUCAAACCCUCUGACAGUCUCCUGACAGUCCUUGCCAUGGCAGGACAGAAAUUGUUGGCCAACUACCAACACUGCAGCAUUGAAACGAUGGAAGUCCCCCGGAGGAGCUUCUCUGACCUUACAAAGUCCCUCCACGAAUGUGGGAUCCUCCACAAGUCGGUGCUGUGCAUUCGACAGGACAAGCAGCACGAUGCAGCAGAUCUUUAGGCACACGGAGAUGGGUCGUUCUGCUGAGUGGGAUGCGUUGCUUCUUCCAAAAAAAACUGAGUCUGAUGUUUCCUGGGCCUACUCUUGCCAUCUUUCACAAAUUCCCAUGAAGCAGUUAUGGAUGUUGAGAAAUAGUAUUUCAGGUGUAUAAACCUGCAUCAUAAAGAGCAGCUUGUUUCACCUGUGCCAUCACAAAUUGCUUCCUGAGUGCCACCAACCUUCAGUCUUUUUGGUUUGUUGAAGUUGCUGAUGUUCUUUUUUGAAAACUCAAGUUUCCAAGACCUCUCCUCUUGUCCUUUUCUCUGUUUUGGGAAGGUACUACUUCCCAGAGUGGAUCUGGAUGCACCUAUUUGGGAAGGUAGAAACAGAACUGUUUUACCUGCAGGACUCAGUAGCUGAUCAUCAUCCUAAACAUCAAGAGACUGAAAAGGAGCUUAAACCCCUAAACCAUCUGGAAGUAAGAGUAUUAACACAUUAAUGGGUUAUUAGGAAGUAUUAAAUUGCAAGACUGAUUGUAAAAUACCUGUGAGGGCUCAGCUCUUUCUGGGUAACCUCAGUCCAGCUCUUUACUGUGACUAAAUCACUUUUUUAAGAACAAAUAGUUAUUACUUUGUCUUGGUGAGCAGCAGGAUUUUCUCCUUAGUUUCCCUUCUCUCAUUCAGCUUGUGUGAUCUGUAGGUAAGAACAGAUGAAUAAUUAAGAAGGGAUGUUACAAAUAACUCCAUUUAACACCUUAACACUGAAGUGAGUUAGUCCAAGAAGCAAAGUGUUGUUUUGGGAAUUUUAAAAUAAAAAUGUAUUAAUGAGAUUUGACUGAGGAAUUGGCUCACACCAUCUUUUACUAAACCAUCAUUAAAAGGCUGUUUGGCAGGUUUAGGUAACUACAACGUGCUUGUGCUAAAAAAAAUAUCUUCUAGUAUCUAAUGAAAAUUCAAAUAAUUCAAUCUACUUAAAAAAUGGAUCACUUACUACAGAGAUGAGCGACUUUAAAUGGUUUGAGGCAAACCCAGUUUAUUAUUUCAAACCUCAGUGUAACUGCCAAACCAGCCCACCUCAGGAGCAGAAACACAACAGGAGCAGAAAGCUGAUGCUGGUGCUGAUCACAAGUGUAGUAUCUGAUGUUAAAUAAGCGUUCAGGGUCCAUGGCUUUAUAGAACCAGUACCUGAUGAAACAGUUACCUGCUGCUGUGGGUGAUGGAAUUGCACAGCAGCAAUCCCAGAUAUUGAAACACACAGAUGCCUUCAACUAAACCAUAGCGGGGAACAAAGUAGUUCAGGAAAAGGAAUGAUUUUCUAUAUUCCCUUCAGCAUUAGGUGGCUAAAUCCCUUGUUCUGACUGUUGUGUACUGUGUUACUUCACCAUUUCAGAGUGUUUCCAUCCUGUGAUAGUACAGCCAAUAAAACCUUUCAGGCUGAAACUUGAA